This is a messenger RNA of Cucumis sativus (cucumber), 2645 nucleotides long. RefSeq lists its product as uncharacterized. The record is from RefSeq and is a predicted model, not a curated record. The transcript is spliced from 9 exons. The coding region runs from base 656 to 2392 and encodes 578 amino acids. Gene Ontology annotation, molecular function: protein binding. Lineage: Eukaryota; Viridiplantae; Streptophyta; Magnoliopsida; Cucurbitales; Cucurbitaceae.
UUUGGGUUUUGUGGGAGUUGAGGUAAUCAAAACUAAUCAAAAUACCAUCUCUUUUCCCGAAACUAGAAAUAUAAAGAAUUUCGUUUUUCCUCUCUUACAAACCCCAAUGCUCCAUGUUUACCCCUAAAAAACACUCUUGAGAAAAGAUAUUUCUAGAUUCACAUCAAUGCCCACCUUGAAAAUUGAGUUUUUGGUUAUGGUGUCCAUGUCUUUGUUCUUAGUUUACAGAGAGAGAGAGAGAGAGAUUGAAAGAGCUUUCAUCUCCAUUCCCAUCAAUCCCCAUAUCAUAAUAUACUAACUGAGAAAGAAAGAAAACCAUGUGUCACCAUUUUUUUUUUUCUCAUCUUCAACAAAAGGAGAGAAAAAAGGGGAAAUUUUUUUUUGCAAAAAGCUUCUUCUUUCCUCUGAAAUAACCCCAAAACCCAAAAUACCCUCUUCAUCAUUUCCCACAACCCAAUGCCCCCCCCCCCCCCCCCCUCCACUUUCUUCAUCAUUUUCAGAUAGAAAAUUGGUGAAAAGUAUUCUUUUUUAUUUUUAAUAAAAAAACAAUGAAGUAUUGUGAUCUUUCUGUUUGGAUAUCUGUCUCUUUCUCUAUCUACAGGGAUGCUGUGGUGGAUUGCAUUUCAGUGAUGUUCUUGUACUAAAUCUUGAUACCAUGGUUUGGACCAACAUGGUAACUACCGGUCAGGGUCCAGGCCCAAGAGACAGCCACGGCGCCUUAAUUGUUGGUAACCAGAUGAUAGUUUUUGGUGGUACAAAUGGCUCUAAGAAGGUAAAUGAUCUCCACAUUUUGGAUCUUGGUACUAAGGAAUGGGUACAACCUGAAUGCAAAGGGAAUCCACCAUCACCUCGAGAAAGUCACACGGCCACACUUGUUGGAGAUGACAAACUAGUUAUUUUCGGGGGAAGUGGAGAGGGUGAAUCCAAUUACUUGAAUGAUCUACACAUUCUAGACCUCAAGUCUAUGGUGUGGAUGAAUAUUGAGGUGAGGGGUGAUAUUCCAGUCCCAAGGGAUAGUCACUCUGCUACAGCAGUUGGUCACAAGCUGUUUGUUUACGGUGGGGACUGUGGAGACCGUUAUCAAGGGGGUGUUGAUAUGCUCGACGUGCAUUCAUUAACUUGGUCUAAAUUAUCAGUUCAAGGAUCUUCACCUGGUGUUCGGGCAGGUCAUGCUGCGGUUAAUAUUGCAACAAAGGUGUACAUACUUGGUGGGGUUGGAGAUAGACAAUACUACAAUGAUGCUUGGGUGCUUGAUUUAUGUACUUGCUCGUGGACUCAACUCGAUACGUGCGGUCAGCAACCUCAAGGGAGAUUUUCUCACACAGCUGUGGUUGCAGACUCAGACAUUGCCAUAUAUGGAGGGUGUGGAGAGGAUGAACGACCUCUCAAUGAUUUGUUGGUCUUGCAACUCGGAGCAGAGCAUCCAAAUGGCCGGUACAAUGUUUCAAUGUGCAAAAUUUUUGGAAAACACUGGAAUAAUCAAACAAGGAGUUCUUUACGAGAAGAUCAGAGCAGCGUGCAGAAGACUAAGCUUAUGGGGAACAACAUAGAGCUAGUUAGAAAGGAAGAUCAUGGACCAAAAUUGGAGACAAAACAUUCUUCUCAGUUCAUGUCAGAGACAUUACAUCCAAAACGGAGGAGAACCAUGAAUCCAAAGGUGUGGGAGGUUGAAUCCGAGCAAGAGGAGCAUUCUUUGUCGUUGUCCCAGCAUUCAUCUCCAUCACAAUCCGAUCAAGAACAGACCCCAGUUCGAAAAGUCUCUGAUUCAGUAACAAGCUCCCAAGGAUUACGACUUCUCAAGCGUGUGAAUCAUAGCUCAACAAGCGAACCUUACAGCAUUUCUAGAACCCAACCUGAGUUCCGAAAUGUUGUCCAAACCGCUCCACAGCAAGAUCUUUCAUAUUUCGGACACCAGAAUCUGCUAAAGACCGAACAGCAGCAGCUUCUCCAUGUUGUUCGUCCAGUGAAAGAACACAAGUCCUUGGAGACUGGCCUCAUUCAAAACAUGAUUGGAUCUGAGGUUCGAGGAAGAGUUGACGGUGCCUUCGACUCUGGCUUCCUAAUGACUGCUACUGUCAAUGGGAAAGUAUAUAGAGGCGUCCUGUUCACACCCGGACCUGGGGUGUUCUCAAGGGCCAGCAUUGUGACUGAAAGUCCACCUCUUCCUACAAACACAGUCCCAAACUCAAACCACAUAGAACGAUCAAAGAGUUUGCAGCAACGACCGUCGGUUGUGGUACCGGAGUCAGGUCAGAGCUUCAGGCAAGCUCAACUCAGUCCUCCUCCUGUUCCAAUCAUAAAACCAACUCCAUCUUCAUUGCCAGUUAAGCUUAGAGAUGAUCUUCAGGGUGUGUUUUUAACAUUAGGAGGACCUGGAAAUGGCUCUGCUUAAGAAUGAGAACAAUCAAAAGAGAGAGAGAGAGAGAGAAAUGUGUAAAGACAUAUGUUGGAAGAAAGGAAAAAGAACGAGAAGAAAAAAAAAAAAAAAGAGUUUGUAAACACAGUUUUGUAUGUUGAAAUUUUAGGGAUGACCAGAUUUAGAUAAAAAGAAAAGAUCCAUUUGGGGUAGUUUUCAUGAAUGAUUCACUCGAAUUUGUUUAUGUUUGAAAACAAAUAAAAGAAAAUGAGUUUUAAGUAGUGGUUAA